AUGUUGUAUCAUCAGUGUCUUGUACAAAAUUUAACUGAAGAUGCUAUAUUAACACGAUGGAAUGAGAUUUUAUCAUCAGUUAAUGAAACACGAGAUGAAACGUUUAGCCCAACUCUUCUUCGAAUUUUAACUGAUACUCGACAAUUAUGUGAUCAAAUCGAUAUGACAUUAGUUUCUCUUGCAUCUGAUUAUCUUUAUGUACUUAUGCAUAUUAUGGAAAAUGGUAAUGAAUCAAAAUAA
This is a messenger RNA of Rotaria sp. Silwood1, 240 nucleotides long. NCBI's taxonomy places the organism in Eukaryota, Metazoa, Rotifera, Eurotatoria, Philodinida, Philodinidae. The record is from the annotation of a GenBank genome assembly.